UAGUGUAUAGGAAUGUAAAAAUCUCAAAAAACAAUACCAUGAGGCCCUGAAAUGUCAAAAGCUAACAAAUAAACCGCUAUAAAAACAACAACAAUAUUAAUAACACCAAAAUAUUUCACUGCCUCUUUCUCUUCAGCUAUUGUGGAUGAAGGUGCAAUUUCACGUAAAAACACAACAGCCGUAAGACAAACAACAAAAGGAACUAUAGAAAGCAAGAGUAAAAAAGUUGAAGUGUCAUUUGCAAAAAUAUCAGUAAAUAUAGCUGUACUUAAACCCACAUACCCUUUUUAAACUCGCACCCGCAUAAAUUUUAAAUGUUUUUAUUUUGACCCGCCCCGCCCCGCAACCGCAUAUUUUUAAACUCACACCGCCCCGCAUGUGUCUAAACCUGCACCGCCCCAUUGCCAUCCCUGUUAGCCCUACCAUAAAAAAGAUGAGUAACAUAUACGGAGUAAAACUUACUUAAAAUUUUGAUUUACGUGCAACCCGGUUUCAGAGCCUCAAAUGAACCUUUAACAACAGUAUCACUAUUAUUUCAACUUCAGCUCAAAUAUUUUUUCUUUUUUAAAUGCCGAGAUUUUUUCUUCCAGUUUCUUACUCUAAUUAGUCUUGCCCUCGCCAAAAACAAGGCGUGUAUGUAAUUUUCUAGGAUUUAAGCCAAUUGGUUAGAAGGUUUCUUUAACCAAGGGAAAACCAUUUCAAUAGGAGCAUUUUUUAGAAAAAGCUAUCUGCAUAUUUUCCGGAGAGGAAAGAAUGUGCUAAGCUUAAGCUUACCUCUAAGAAUAGUUUACUUGUUAAAAGCAAAAAAACUACAAUAUAAACAGUCAAACGUAAGUGAAUCAAUACACAGCCAUUUUAGAGCUGCGACAAAGAACAAUGAUUAUCAAUGAUUCCCUAUGUUAAUAAGAAAGGGACUCAUGAAAAGUUCCAUGAAGAAUAUCAAUGAUUAAUCAAUCAAUUAAUUACGCCUUAAAUUCCAGACUAGUUAAUCGACUAUGUGAGUCUUUCACCUCUCUAUUCAGAUCCAUUUGACUUCGAUAUUAGUAAAUAAUUUGUCCGUUAAGACAGAAAAGCUUUUGGGAUUCCUCAUAUUUCAAGAGUCCAACAGUCAUGUAAUACACCCAAAAUAAUAAUAAUAAUAAUAAUAAUACUCAAUAAAGAGGCACCAGAACUUAGCCUGUGAAAAUUUCAUACCUGUAAAAGCAAAACCCUGUAAUACUUAUUCCAAAACUUUGACCAUAUAUAGCAAAAAUUCUUACUUCAACAACGUUAUUUACUCAUCAAGUCAGUUACUUCUUUUGCAAUUCACUUCUUUAUUCUCCUAGCUUACUUUUUCAGAUAACCUGGCAGCUAAAGUCUAGUCUAUGCAACUGCAUAAAUUAAGAUAUAGGCAUCAGGCAGGAUCACUUAACAGUUUUCCCUGAUUUUUGCUGCCAUCAAAGUAAAGACAAAUAGUUCAACUGUUCAAUCAAGGCAUUUUAGUGCAGUAUAGAUCACUGCAUGUAAAGUGCAGCACAAUACCUCUUCCUAAAUGAAAACUUAUAGGAAAAUAAAGUGCAAGUGGGGUACAAAACAGGAGAAAAAAUAAAGCAUGUAGAGUUUACUAUUUCCAGCCUAUUGAGAUAGGUUUAGGCAAACACCUAUGCCGCAUGAAGAAAUGAGCAAAAAGGGCUUAACCACAUGAAGAAAAACAGAAUCAACUUUUUGGCAAACAAGAUUAGAUACACUUGCAUUUUGAGCAUGUAAACAUGAUAAACAUCAGUAAUAUCAAAUUUACAACCUAAAAAGGUGCAUUAUCUGAGGGGAGACGCACGCACAGGGAAAUUAGAUUACUUUCUGCAGUGUAUGUGAAUCUACAAAGCCAUAAUUUAGUAAAAACUUUCACAAUAUGAUAACCAACUGAUGCUGGGAUAAAACUCAAAAAGAUUAGUCAGAAAGCUUCAACGGAAAGAUGUAGUCUUCACUUUCCCAGCAUAUGCCAAUAAAGCAAACUAAACAGCAUAAAAGGCCCUGUUACCAAGGUUUCAAGAUAUGAAAACCAAACAAGAAGUACCAUGAUAUCCCUACGUGAUGUCUACCAUGUCGUGGCAGCCACUAUCCCUUUAUAUGUCGUCAUGAUCUUAGCCUAUAUUUCUGUAAGAUGGUGGAAACUCUUUUCACCAGAGCAAUGCUCUGGCAUCAACAAGUUUGUGGCGAAAUUUUCAAUACCUUUAUUAUCCUUCCAAGUGAUAUCAGAAAGCAACCUCUACAAAGUAAAUCUGAAGCUUCUAUUAGCAGAUUUCAUACAAAAAAUUCUUGCUCUCUUUCUACUGGCAGUUUUUGCCAAACUGAAGCCCAGAGGAAACCUGACUUGGAUCAUAACAGGUCUUUCGGUUUCAACCCUUCCAAACACCUUAAUCUUGGGGAUUCCACUAGUAAAGGCCAUUUUUGGUGAUGCAGCAGCAGAACUACUAGUGCAGAUAAUUGUACUACAGAGUUUAAUUUGGUACAACCUCCUACUAUUCUUGUUUGAGCUCAAUGCAACUAAAGAAUCUUAUGUGCCAUCACCAUCGGAAGUAGCAGUUGAGCUCGAGGUCCCUGAAGAAUCAGAACUAGAAGAGGACAGGGAGGAGGAAGCAAAAGCCAUAUGCCCGAGGAAGACAAAGAUUAUGCUAAUUCUUCUAACAGUUGGAAGGAAACUCAUAAUAAAUCCUAAUACACAUGCAACUCUUGCGGGUAUUAUUUGGUCCGGCAUACACUUCAGGUGGGGAAUCAAUCUACCAACAAUUGUUGGACGAUCAAUAUCAAUACUUUCAGAUGGAGGGCUAGGAAUGGCAAUGUUUAGCAUAGGUGUUUUCAUGGCAUCCCAAGCUAGUAUUAUAGCAUGCGGAACCAGAAAAGCAAUAUUAGCAAUGGCACUAAAGUUUGUUCUUGGACCUGUACUCAUGGCAAUCUCAUCUAUUGCUGUUGGACUAAGGGGAAAAUUGCUAAAAUUGGCGAUAGUGCAGGCAGCCCUUCCCCAAGGAAUCGUUCCUUUUGUGUUUGCCAAGGAAUAUAACAUACAUCCUACUAUCUUAAGUACAGGGUACCAGAUAGAACUAUCAACUCGAACUUUUAACUUCUUCACUAAGAACAUUUUAAGCAGAUAUGAUUUUUGAUGUGGUUUCAUUCUGAUUGUAGGGUAAUCUUUGGCAUGCUGAUCGCAAUACCAAUUGCUUUGGCAUACUAUUUCCUUUUGGAAAUAUGAAACUCAGACAUGGUCAUGGGAUAGCAGAUAUUCACAAAUUCAAAAGAGAGACAAUUUGUUCUCUUGUAACAUCAUUCAACUGUCGAGUGAUUAUAGUAAAGAAAAAGGCAAAAAUCUUAGUGAAGUAUAGUUUUUUGUAUAAAAAUAAUAAAGGAUGAAUGUGUGUCGAGUUCACUUACCAACUCAUUUAUUAUAAAACAUCAGCUAGAAUGCAUAAAUAAAUCCAGUACAUGCACUAUCUGGUCAAUGCAGAGUGUCCAAGUUCAAAAUUUUCAAGAGAAAGAGGAUUACAUGAACAAUAUAAAUGACCGUGAACAAUAUUGUUGAGAACACGUCAAUUUCAACAACAAAACUAAUGAGUUCUCAGAUAAUCAAAGAGAGCAACAAGGAGGUGAUCUAGGCCGUGAAACUUUAAGAUAAUCAGCACACAUUUGAACGACAAAACUAAUGAGUUCACAAGUAUAGCAUCAUAUAAAUUGAUGUCAACCAAAAAGGAUAUGUAGGUACUACAAAUGAAGUAAAUACUAAGACUUUGACAAGGAAAAAAAAUCACAUUCUGCAGAUUAAGAGCCCGUUUAGGUUAGCUAAAUAAAAGUAAAGCACUUGGGCUUAAAAGCACUUUUUAAGUGUUGAAUCUGAAAAUAUGCAGUUGAUGUGUUUGGUAAAACUGUGUGGUUAACACUUUUUUCUGUUAAAAUGACAAAUGACAUUACAGUUGUUAACACUACAAAAUGGCAAUGGUCCACCAUAUCCGAUAAUAACACUUGAUUGAGCUAAAAUAGUUAAAACCUUAUUCCAUAAUUCCUCACACUGCAAAUAUGUCCAACUCCAAAGUCCAAAAUACAAUAUUACUUACUAAUUUGCAAAAGAAAAUACAAGAAUUAAAUAAAUUCACUCACUCUGCAUCAUAUCCUUUCUCUUGUAGCUCAGAAAUGACUUCAUUCCUCAUCCUGAUCCACGGCUUGAAGGCUUCUUGCUCAAAUUUCUUAUCCUGCAAUACUUUCUGAUAAUUAAACGAAUCUUUAUCAGAUUCAACGAUUCCUUUAGGACCAAUUGUAGUACCAAUCAUUCCACCUUUGGCAACGAACUCUUCCAUGGCCUUCUCGUCCCCUGGAUAUGGAAAUUUACGGCGUUCGUAAAGUUGUGGUAGUUCUUUUUCUUCUUUGGGCUUUGGCUUUAAGGUCCACCAACCAAGCGGCGACGUUUCAUUCCACACCCAUGCUACCCCGAACAACGUGUAAGCA
Nicotiana tabacum (common tobacco) is the source of this 4470-nucleotide messenger RNA. Its product is annotated as auxin efflux carrier component 8-like. Gene Ontology annotation, cellular component: plasma membrane; endoplasmic reticulum. Gene Ontology annotation, molecular function: auxin efflux transmembrane transporter activity. Gene Ontology annotation, biological process: auxin export across the plasma membrane; auxin polar transport. Lineage: Eukaryota; Viridiplantae; Streptophyta; Magnoliopsida; Solanales; Solanaceae. The record is from RefSeq and is a predicted model, not a curated record.